GGAAUAUUCAAGAUAAAGGUGCCGAAGUUUUCAGCAAAGACCAAAGAUCAAAAUUUUUCUUUUGAAAAGGAUUUGCAAGUUAGAGAUGAAAAGAAAACACCAGAAUCAUUUGAAUUCUAACUGAUGGAAUAAAGGAUACAAUAUUUCAGAUGGGGAGACCUUUGUAAAAUUCAUCACUUGUUAUGCACCCAACAGGGAACAUGGAUGUUGGUUUUUCUCGUUCUGCUGUUCAGACACUGUCAAGAAGCCACUGUAAAAAUAUCAAACAAAAAAUUUCUCAGUGGGAAGGAAGAACAAAUGGUAUAUCUAAUCCAGAUAAGUGGCGUCCAAAAGACUUUGGAGUGAGAUAUAACUGUCACCAGGAGAUUCUUCCCAAGAAAAAAACUGUUGCUGAGGGGAAAAGUGAAAAUUUGAAUGUGUGCAAUUCUCAAAAUGUGGGUCUGGAUCUGAGGGAAGAUGCCAAAAGCCGUGAUCAAAGUGAGGAUGAAUGUGACAAAUAUGAAUAUGAUGGUGGACACUUCUUUAAAAAUGAGUCAAAAAGCAAUUGGGUAUGUUCUCGGGUCAAACAAUUUGAAAGCUGGAAAGAAGUUUUGGACUCAGAAACAUCAUUACCUCCAGGAAACUUCUAUACCUCCCAAAUAUUGUGGAAGAAAAUAGAAACACUUCCUCCAGAUAAAGUCUUCAAUUUGGCUUUAGAACAUUGUGACUCUUCAAAAAAAGAACUAAAUUUCGGAGUUCUGGAUAGUUCAUAUGGAAUAACCAAGAGCUUAGAAAACAUUUACUCUGAACCUGAGGGGCAAGAAUGUGGACCUUCUGUAAAUCCUUUGCCAAAACCUCGUAGGACGUUCAGAUACUUGUCUGAAACUGGUGUUAAGUCAUGUAAAGAAAGAAACUGUGACAGAAAAUACUGUGAAAAUAAUUCUUGUGCAGAAUCUGCUUUUAUCCCUUCUCAGGAACCAGAACCAAAGAAAUAUGGUGGAAAAAUCAGAGGGAGAUCGAAAAGAAAAUCUUUUGAAUUUGAGGAUAUUCAGCACUUUCGAAAUCGAAACACACAGAAGAUUCAUGAAGAACUUGGAAGAAAUUCUGGUUCAGGACUUUAUUACACACAGUCUGAGGACAAUAUCUAUGAGGAUAUCAUAUAUCCUGCCAAAGAAAAUCCUUAUGAAGAUAUUCCAAUACAACCUUUGCCCAUGUGGAGAUCCCCUUCUGCCUGGAAGCUACCACCCCCAAAAUGUGCUUUCAAAACACCCAAGCUUCCUCCCAAGCCUCAAUUCCUUCUCCGAAAAACUAUGGAACUGAAAAACUCACAAGCUUAUUUACGAUCAAAGCUCACAAAAGAUGCUACUUUGCCUGUCACUUUAACUGAAUGGAAGCUAUUCCGAGCUGGAGAAGUUGCAAACAGGAAAAGGAAAAAUCUUCCAAGGUUUGUGUUGAAAAUAGAUGACAUAUUUGAGUCUAAGAGAGGGAAAAAAAGGGUAAAGUUACACCCUUACACUGGGAAAGAACUGCCUCCCUCAAAAGGUGAAACCAGUGGGAACGAAAGUGAUGCUGAGUAUCUGCCAAAGAAUCGCCAUAAGCGCUUAGCACAACUGCAGCAGGCUUCCAAGCGGAAUCCUCACUACCAGACCUUGGAGCGGGACCUGAUUGAAUUACAAGAACAGCAGCUGUUUGAACUUUUUGUUGUAGUGUCUCUACAAAAGAAACCCUCAGAACAAAGUUAUGUUCCCCAAGUCAUACAACAGUUCCCUAGUAAGGGUGAUCAUAGUUUUAAGCAGUCCAAAGAUACGGAAGAGAGGCUCAAAGUUAUCCCAAAAUUUUGUUUUCCUGAUUCAAAGGACUGGAUGCCAACCUCAGAACUCAGGAGUGAAACUUUCUCUUUUGUCCUGACUGGUGAAGAUGGCAGCCGGUGGUUUGGUUACUGUAAGAAGCUCUUGCCAGAAGGCAGAGGGCAGCGGCUCCCUGAGGUAUACUGCAUGGUUAGUCGCCUGGGCUGCUUCAACCUUUUUUCAAAGAUUCUAGAUGAAGUAGAAAAGAGAAGAGAAAUGUCUCCAGCCCUGGUUCAUCCAUUCAUGCAGAGUGUCAUGGAGGCUCCUUUUCCAGCUCCUGGACGAACCAUCACAGUUAAGAGCUACCUUCCUGGAGCUGGAGAUGGGUCGAUUGAACUCUGCCGACCCCUGGAUUCUCGACUGGAGCACGUUGAUUUUGAAUGUCUCUUUAAGUGCUUGAGUGUGUGCCAUCUCAUCCGCGUGUGUGCUUCUCUUCUUUUGGAAAGGAGAGUCAUCUUUGUUGCCAACAGUCUUAGCACCUUGUCGAAAUGUGGCCAUGCCGUGGUAGCCACCCUGUAUCCAUUUACAUGGCAGCACACCUACAUCCCAGUCUUGCCAGUGUCUAUGAUUGACAUUGUGUGCUCACCUACCCCCUUCCUCAUUGGAAUCCUGUCUUGCUCCUUACCACAGCUUCAGGACUUACCCAUUGAAGAGGUACUGAUAGUUGAUCUCUGUGCAGACAAGUUCUUACAGGAGGUAUCUGAUGAGGAUGAAAUCCUACCACCUAAACUCCAGGCUGCUCUGAUGCAGAUUUUGGAAGAGCGAAAUGAAAUUUUGACCCAGGAGCAGAAUUUUUCACAAGAAGUGACACUCAACUCUCUGGUGUCAGAAGCUUUUGUCCGGUUUUUUGUGGAGCUGGUGGGACAUUAUUCUUUGAGCAUGACUGUCACUGAGCGUGGGGAGCGUGUGUUUCAAAGGGAGCCGUUCCGUAAGUCCCAUACCUCUCGAAGUGUACGCCACUUCCUGGAUCUCUUCAUGGAAACACAGAUGUUCGCAGGAUUCAUCCAGGACCGAGAGCUGCGGAAAAGUGGGGUGAAAGGUUUGUUUGAGGUCCGGGCCCUUCAAUAUUUGGAAACAAUUCCUGAGUCUGAGCCCAGUGGGGUGAAUAGAAUUUUGCGGAGUCUUGGAAGUAAAAUGAAAUUUUUACAGAAGAAAUGA
Molecule: messenger RNA, 2984 nt
Organism: Elephantulus edwardii (Cape elephant shrew)
Lineage: Eukaryota; Metazoa; Chordata; Mammalia; Macroscelidea; Macroscelididae
Gene: DENND2C
Product: DENN/MADD domain containing 2C
Exons: 18
Coding region: 183-2984 (933 amino acids)
Source: RefSeq, a predicted model, not a curated record